Molecule: messenger RNA, 3764 nt
Organism: Durio zibethinus
Lineage: Eukaryota; Viridiplantae; Streptophyta; Magnoliopsida; Malvales; Malvaceae
Source: RefSeq, a predicted model, not a curated record
AAAAAAAGAAAUAAUCAGUAAACUAGAAAAGGAACAAAGAUUGAAGAAUCAAUCGACAAAUUUCCAAAAAAAAAAACAAAAAAACAAAAAACUUUAACUUGUGAUCGUACUCUAUUGGAUUUUUUUUUAUCUGAUAAUUGUACUCUUUUAGAUUCUACCUUUUAUCACCAUUAAAAUUUUCCAUUCAAAAAACAGAACACUUUUCAACGUCGUUUUGCCGUAAUUUCCUCUGCCGUUUUAUUUCCUUUCUGCCCCUUUUGAAACCCUGAUCGUGCACAAUAUCCAAAAAAACAAAAACAGUAAUAAUAAUAUAAAAACCGUGGUUUAGGCCAGAAGGGUCGUUGGAUUGAGGCCGCGGCGAAUCGAAGCGCGUGAAUGAUCUGUCUGUCGUUCUGUUGAGGCGUGAGAGCGGGGAAUUGGUUUCCGUUGGGUAAGGGUAUUUGAAGUUUUUGAUGGGUGAUCUCCGAGAUUGGUCGCCUGAGCCAAACGGUGUUGCGUCGGAAGAGAGAUCAUCAUCGUCAUCAUCUUCAUCAUCGAAUCAAGCGGGAAUUGGUGCGGAGUAUUGGACAAAGGCUGAGAAAGCGACGCAAGGGAUCAUGGCCCAGGUUCGGCCAACCGUUGUUUCAGAAGAGAGAAGAAAAGCGGUUAUAGAUUACGUUCAGAGAUUAAUUAGGAAUUAUCUUGGUUGCGAGGUAUUUCCAUUUGGGUCAGUGCCUUUGAAGACCUAUCUUCCUGAUGGAGAUAUUGAUUUGACAGUCUUUGGUGUCCUAAACUUUGAGGAGGCUCUGGCCAAUUAUGUAUGUUCUGUCCUUGAAAGAGAAGACCGUAAUAGUGCUGCAGAGUUUGUGGUGAAGGAUGUCCAAUUAAUUCGGGCAGAGGUUAAGCUUGUAAAGUGUCUGGUGCAGAACAUUGUGGUUGAUAUCUCUUUUAAUCAGUUAGGGGGGCUAUGUACCUUGUGCUUUCUUGAGCAGGUUGAUCGUCUUAUUGGAAAAGAUCAUCUAUUUAAACGCAGUAUUAUAUUGAUAAAGGCUUGGUGCUACUAUGAGAGUCGUAUUCUUGGGGCUCAUCAUGGCUUGAUUUCUACCUAUGCUUUGGAGACUUUGGUGCUGUACAUUUUCCAUCUAUUCCACUCAUCACUAGAUGGUCCUUUAGCAGUUUUAUAUAAAUUUUUGGAUUACUUUAGCAAAUUUGAUUGGGACAACUACUGCAUCAGUUUGAAUGGUCUGAUCCAUAUAUCCUCGCUGCCAGAUGUUGUGGUUGAGACGCCCGAAAAUGGUGGGGGAGAUUUACUGUUCAGCAAUGAUUUUCUCAGGGAAUGUGUGGAAAAGUUCUCAGUUCCGUCAACGGGAUUUGAGACUAAUUCACGCACAUUCCCAAAAAAGCAUCUAAACAUAGUAGAUCCUUUAAGAGAAAACAAUAAUCUUGGUCGCAGUGUGAGCAAAGGGAACUUUUAUCGUAUAAGAAGUGCUUUUACUUAUGGGGCUCGGAAGCUGGGGUGGAUUCUUUCCCAGGCAGAAGAAAGCAUAGCAGAUGAACUUCGUAAGUUUUUCUCAAACACUCUGGAUAGGCAUGGCAGUGGACAGAGGCCGGAUGUUCAAGAUCCUGCCCCAUUUUCUAGAUUCAGAGGAUUUGUUUCUACAUCAUCAGUUUCAGGUACAGAGUCAUGUCAAGAAGAUCAAACGUUUUGUGAAUCAGAAUCUUCAAAUUCAAGUACCAUGAAUGGGAAUUGUAGAUCUGAUAAUGAGGGAUCAUUGCACAAAGUCAAUAAUGGUAAUGUAUCUGGGAGGGAAACAAAUUUUAGUAGAACCCUUAAUGAACCACAAGGUUAUGCAAACACUUUAAGUGUUUCAGAAAUGCAUCCCUCUGGGGAUGCUAAAGACCUGGCAACCUCCAGAAUUCAAGGUCUUGUAAUUUCAAAUGAUGCACAUAAAUCUUGCCCUCCGAAUGCGGAGGAGAAUGUUUCUUCAUCAGAUAAUGUAUGGCAUGCGCCUCAUCAAUAUUUCUGUAUCUCUUCUUUGGAUGAUCGAGAUAUAAGAAAUGAAAAUGCAGAGUGCAAACAGCCGGAAAAUUCCGGCCAUACGGAAAAGAAUGUGAGGUCUGGUAUUCUUCCAGCAAGCAGAGAGGAGAUGGGUACUAAUGUAUAUGAUGAUCACACUGAGAAUCAGUUGAUUGUUGGUCAAGGGAUUCAAUCCCCUGUUGGAUCAAAGCACCAUCCGUUGAUUUCAAAUUCUGCUUGGUCAUCUGAGGAUCUAUAUCCUGGAUAUUCUCGUUAUCCUGCUUCCUGUAGUGCUGCUGGAAAUCAGGAAUCUUUGAGCUCAUUGUCUGGCGAUUAUGAUACUCACAUACAUAGUUUGAAUUAUUGUCAGUGGUGCUAUGACCGUGCCUUCAGUGCAUCUGUUCCUCCACUUUCUUCACCAUUGGUUUCUCAGUUCCAGAGCAAGAAUUCAUGGGAUGUAGUACGAAAGUCAAUGCAGUUCAGGCAAAAUGCAAUUUCCUCGGUGAAUGCUAAUGGUGUUGUCCAACGGCAAGCCUACUAUCCCACAAAACAACCAAUGCUACAUGGCACAGGCUUUGGAAUGGAAGAAAUGCCAAAGCCUCGUGGAACAGGGACAUACUUUCCCAACCCCAACUCGAACCAUUACAGGGAUAGGUCCUUGACAGCAAGGGGAAGUAAUCCAGCACCAGUAAGGUCUCCUCGCAAUAAUGGCAAUGCCAUUACAUCUCCAGAGACCAAUUCACCAGAGAGAAGCAGCCAGGACCUGGCACAAGUGCAGUUAUUAAAUCAAGGUGGUGGAAAAUCUUGGUCUUCGGAUCUCUGCCACUCUGGUUUUGAAAAAGUGUUAUCCCCUAAUGCCAAUGGCACAAUGCCUCAGGCAGACAGGGUUGUAGAAUUUGGGUCAAUUGGGCCCCUACUUUUAGGGUCAGCUUCUACAGAAAGUAGCAAGCAACAUAACCCAGGUUCUCCUCAUGCUCAAAACUCGAUUUCAAGUCACCCACAACUAGGAAUGCAAAGGCCAAAAUCUGCUGUGGGCAUGGAUCAGAACAGGAUACUCGUACAAUCAUUCCAUUUAAAAAAUGAAGAAGACUUUCCACCUUUAUCCAUAUGAAAACAUUGGGAAGAAAGGAACGAUCUUAAUUUAUUCGGUUGAAAAGUUUGGAAGAAUAGAAUCGUUAAUGCUAACAAAGCCAUCCUGAGCCUCAGCUUGUGUGAAUAUGGCACUUUCAUAGCCAUUCCAAAGCUAUAUGUAUGGAGUUUCAUUAUUUUUGUGUGGGUCAAAGGCAUUUUGUACAUUCUACUAAUUUAUUUCCCUUUAAUAAUCGUAGCAGUACUUUUUAGGGAGUUAUUCAUGUAUAUAGGAUUGUCAAGUUAUGCUUUUAUUUUUUCUUGCCCAGGUUUUGAUGUCUCUGCCACUUGUGCUUGGCAAAAUGCAUAGACACAUAUAUUGUUAUCGCUGAUUGUUGAUGUAACUUAUACCGCAAAAUAGGGUUCUUUUUGCAGCUGUAAUGGUUUAAUGUUUCUGGUUUUUUUGAUAUAUCUAGCUUUCUUCUCUUCUGCAUGUUCCUCCAAUGGCGAAACUCGGCUGGUCGGCUUAUUGCUUUUGGAAUCCCAGUCCUAACCCUUGUCAUCCAGCUGCAGAACAGCACUGUUUUGUUUGUCGUUUGUUUGUGUCAUGUAGGCGGGCCUGUAAUUUGAUUGGGGUAAGAUACAUGCCAACCUCAGUACUGUUUCGUACCCAUCUUGAAGUUAUAAAAAGUAGGUUAGA